CUUAUCAUUAGGGUACACUUUCAACUGCUAUCUAUCACCUUCGUGCAAGCCCGACAAUUCUAUCCAGCUCACCUUCGGCCAACAUGAUUGCGCUUAGAAGUGGAAGUGGAAUUUCACCUCGUCAGGUUUUAUACUAUACAAAUGUCUGCUAAGGGAAAGCUUUAAGCCUGACUGGUGACACACUGUGUGCGCGGAUGAACGAGCCUAAGGAAGCGCACCUUACAUGGAGCCUAAGCGCAUUUUCCUGAAAGGGAACAUUUGGAGCGCCCGCCUGCCUGCUUGGCAGGCUGGCCACGUCUGAACUGUCUGCAUCUCCCGUCCCGCGCUCCCUUCGGGCCUGUGUUUUCCCAGCUAUUGGAGCCCAGCAAUGGGUUGCGGCGGGAGCAAGCAGGGCGUGGUACCAGUCUAUGAUGACCUGCAUGCUCGUGGGAAUGGCUCUGAGCCAACAGCGCAGCGUGCGGACGGCAAAGGCCAUGGUGGCAAGUCGGCCCGCCACCUAGGGGGUUCGCCCAGCAAGCGACAAGUGGACCGCAAGGACAACCAGUCCUUCUUCGACAAGUCUCGAUCGGCGAAAGGAUAUAAUAUAAAUGGCGCAAAAUCGCAAAAGCGUGUUGCUGCAUUCGCAAGCCGGAAACCCGCGCGGCUCGAUGCGCCUCCCGACGCGGACUGCAAGAAACAAGCCAUCCCGGGGGGAAAGAGCCGGUUUGCCAGAAGUAUCAUGGCCGUCACGGACGCCGUAUUUGGACCGCCGCCAGAAUGGAUUUUGCGGCAAACUACCCCAAUCAAGGG
Molecule: messenger RNA, 789 nt
Organism: Volvox carteri f. nagariensis
Lineage: Eukaryota; Viridiplantae; Chlorophyta; Chlorophyceae; Chlamydomonadales; Volvocaceae
Exons: 2
Source: RefSeq, a predicted model, not a curated record